This is a messenger RNA of Alnus glutinosa, 327 nucleotides long. RefSeq lists its product as uncharacterized. Bases 1 to 327 code for a protein of 108 amino acids. Gene Ontology annotation, molecular function: nucleic acid binding. The record is from RefSeq and is a predicted model, not a curated record. Lineage: Eukaryota; Viridiplantae; Streptophyta; Magnoliopsida; Fagales; Betulaceae. The transcript has a single exon.
AUGGAAAGCAGUUUGACUGCGGACCGUUUCGCAAAUGGUGUGCCAAACUACGGAUUCGAAAUUAUUAUAUAUUCCACUCCGAUUCAUCCACCGGCAAAUGGGCAAGUGGAAGCCACAAACAAAACAUUUCUCAAAACACUGAAGAAAAAGCUCGGCAAGAAGAUGGGAGCUUGGGCCGACUAUGUCCCCGAGGUACUAUGGGCCUAUCGUAUGACAACACGCACUCUCACUGGUGCUACUCCAUUCGCUUUAACUUUUGGUUCCGAGGCAGUCAUCCCUGUAGAAGUCAGAUCACCAAGCUUCCGGGUAUCACAUUACAAUCCGUGA